CAACUGGUGAUUCUGGUCUGCUCAAGGCUCAUCGUGCGAUGACCAGGAUACAAUGAGGUGAAAUGAUGCGAUGAGGAUAUUUUCGAGGAUGAGCAUGAGCAUGAGGAUGAGGACGGAGGAUGGAGGGGGAGGGCUCGUUCUGGGAAGCAUAAAUACUUGGUGAAUUGCCCGUCCAGAUGCUUUUCCUCCAUCAUCAUCAUCAUCAGCCAGCUCUGUUCUCUGCUCCAUCGCGGAUAUCUCUAGCUUCAAUACUCCAACUUCCUCAGCUGCUCACUUCGAGUUCCUCGCCAAUUCAUCAUCAAAAUGAAGUUCACCGCCGCUAUUGCUGCUAGCAUCCUCGCUGGUACCGUCGCCGCCAUCCCCAACCGCGGCCUCGAAGCUCGUGUCAAGGCUCGCGCUUCUGGCACUCGGGGCUCCCGCCCUCUCGAGGCUGUCAACCGCCCCGCGACGGUCAAGAACCAGACCAACGUGGAGUACAGCUCCAACUGGUCCGGUGCCGUGCUGGAGAGCCCCCCCUCGGCUGCUGCGACCUACACGGCUGUGACUGGUACCUUCACUGUCCCCGAGCCUACCGGCACCGGCAGCGGCGCCGCCUCCGCCUGGGUUGGCAUUGACGGUGACACCUACGGUAACGCCAUCCUUCAGACCGGUGUCGACUUCACCCUCACCAAUGGCCGCGCCUCCUACGAUGCCUGGUACGAGUGGUACCCCGACUACGCCUACGACUUCAGCGGCAGCAUCGACAUUUCUGCCGGUGAUGUUAUCGUCGCCAUCGUCGAGUCGUCCUCUUCCACCAGCGGUACUGCUAUCAUCGAGAACAAGAGCACUGGCCAGACUGUGACCAAGAAACUGUCUGCUCCUUACUCCAGUGCCAAGCUCGGUGGUCAGAAUGCUGAGUGGAUCGUUGAAGACUUCGAGGAGAAUGGCUCCCUGGUUAACCUGGUCGACUUCGGCACUGUGACCUUCACCGGCGCCGUCGCCGAGGCCGCUGGCGGCGAGAGCGUCGGCCUUGACGACGCCACCGUCAUCGAGAUCGAGCAGUCCGGCAAGGUUGUGACUGAUGUCACUAUCAACAGCGACUCAUCGGUCACUAUCUCCUACGUCUAAGUCAUCCUGGUGACUUAUCGUGGCGGAGCACAUAGCAGCAGGUGACUCUGCAUGUGCGAGCGCGGUUUGCGGAGGACAUGGGCAGCGGGUUCUGCA
This is a messenger RNA of Aspergillus japonicus CBS 114.51, 1203 nucleotides long. Its product is annotated as A4/G1 family peptidase. The record is from RefSeq and is a predicted model, not a curated record. The coding region runs from base 304 to 1107 and encodes 267 amino acids. Gene Ontology annotation, biological process: proteolysis. The transcript is spliced from 2 exons. Lineage: Eukaryota; Fungi; Ascomycota; Eurotiomycetes; Eurotiales; Aspergillaceae. Gene Ontology annotation, molecular function: glutamic-type endopeptidase activity.